AUGGCAAUAAAUACAGUAGGAGAACAAUUUGAAUAUCGAAUUUUACGAUUGACUGAUAUUGCUAAAGAACCAUUGAAGUUUUUAACACCUAUUCGUGGAUAUGAACAUAAGCCGCUUGUUUCUCUAGAACAAGCUGUCGAACCACUGACAUCUCUUCUACCAACUAUUCAAAACUAUGCUUAUUUGGCCAAACAGAAGUGUACUGAACCAGCUGAUGAUUUAACACAAGAUGAAUCAGCUGCUAUUAUGCUUUAUUCAAUGGGUUGGGAACCGCUUGAUCAAUGCUUUGCAUUGUCUCGUCUUCCAUCUAUUCCACAUCAAAUUGUUUUUCGAGGGACGAAAUUAGAUUUGCACAAACACUAUAAGAAAGGAAAAACAGUGGCAUGGUGGGGUUUCUCAUCAUGUACUACUUCAAAACAAAGUUUAGAAGGCGAACAGAUUUUGGGCAAAAAAGGUCCAAGAACAAUAUUCGCCAUCGAAUGUAAUUCAGGAAAAGAUAUUCGAAAACAUUGUUAUUAUUUAUCAGAGGAUGAAAUACUUCUUCUAGCUGCGACUUUAUUUAAUGUUGUCGGAUGCAUUGAUCAUGGUUCUGGUCUACAUGUAAUUCAACUACAAGAAAUUAAGCCACCGUUUCCUUUUUUGCAAGUGUUCCCACGUAUAUUUUUGGAAAAGAAAACAAUUGCUUGUAAGUAAUUAAUCACUACAGUUUUCAAGUAUUUUAGUUCAUUCCACUUUAAAAUACUUUCCUGUAUUGCCCCUUUAUUUACUUACAAAUUUUAAAUAA
Molecule: messenger RNA, 784 nt
Organism: Rotaria sordida
Lineage: Eukaryota; Metazoa; Rotifera; Eurotatoria; Philodinida; Philodinidae
Source: the annotation of a GenBank genome assembly